CGCCUUGUGCCCUUAUUUCCUGCUUGACCUGCUUUGUCUUGUGAAUACGAAAAUUCACAAUAAUUACCGUUGUUUUUCUGCAAAACCUACCUUCUGUGAUCGCUCAUUGAGAAUGUCCUCAGUGGACAGAUCGCGCAGGAUGAUGGAUGGUGUGUGGGAUUGGGAUGGUGAUGGUGUGGAAGAGGAGGACGUGUUUGAUGAUGGUGCUGCUCGCGAGCAGGCUGCGGCAGCGCUGCUGAUGCUUCUGCAGAAUGACGCCGCCGAGCGCACAGUGUCGCCCCUUGAAACUGCGAGCGCGGAGUGCAACGAAGCUUUGCGGACUGGAAGCGAUUUCAUCAACAAGGAAUACUUUGGCGGGCCUCUUCGCGUGACCUCUCUCCUUGAAGACGGCGGCGGCAACGACGACAACGACGACGACGACGACGACGACGACGAUGAUGAUGAUGAUGAUGAUGAUGAUGGUGGUAGUGAUGGUGGUAGUGAUGGUGGUGGUGGUGGCGAGGGGGACGACUGGACUCAGAACACACCGCUCUCCCCAGCAUUGUCACGGCUGUGCGAGGAAGAGGUGCCACCAACACCAGUUAAUGUCUCAUCGCCGAGUCAUCCACCAUCUUUGCCGGCCGCAUCGCAUACACCACACGCGGUGUCUACGGAGCCUCCUGCCUCCGGGGCUUCACAAUCACAACCACCAGCUCAGCCUCUGCCUGCGAGCCUGCUGCACCGGCGCGCUCCGGUGACAGUUGCUGAUGCUCCAGCCCUCCCAAUCCCUCUUCAAUUCCAGCCGCAUCUGGCACGACUGCUGAGCAGCCCACCAGCAAAGCGCCCUCGACAAUCACCCCAACAGCAACCGCAGCAACAGACCAGUGCAGCCCUGAUUGACGUUGCUGCCGACAAGCAACAUGAUUUCUCGACCGCUCUUCUGCCGCAAGUGGCUGAGGCCGUCGCAGCCCUGAUCCCCCAGCCACCAGCGACCGCUAUGAAGUCGCGGUCGAGGCCUUGUCCAAUGCGGGAGUGCAAGUGCGCUGCUGGCCGAGCCGGCAAGUGCUGGAAGUCGUUUGGCGCUGGCACGCUCGAGAGCCUCCGGUCCCAAGUGUUCCAGCUUGGUCAACACGAACGCCGCCGAAUGGUGCAGGCCAUCAUCGCCACGGGCCUCAAGGUGCCGCCGUGGCAAGUUGGCAAUGGGCGGGAUGAUGCCACUUGCGAGGACGGGUGGCAAGAGCACGUGCCUGAUCGCAGCCGGCUCACCAUCGACUAUCGCGUUCUCGGGGUGCCGCUGUGCAAGGACGGCUUUCGGAAUGUGCUUGGGAUUGGGGGGCGCGUCAUCAAGGAGGCGACAUGUGACGUUAAGGAGGGUGUCAUGGUGCCACGGCCAUCGCUUCACGGGAAGCAUCUCAGAGGCGCUGGUGUUUUCACCGCCCAACGCGUUGUUAGUUUCAUCAAGUGGGUGGCCGCAAUACAUGGGCUGCCCAAUCCCGCGGGGCGCGGCGCCCAAGUGCUGCUGCCGAUCUCAAUGUCCAGGGCAAAGCUACACAAGCGCUAUCAGACUGCCACUGGUGAUGCGACGUCGCUGGCCACGUUCAAGCGCGUGUGGGCGAAACACCUCAAGCACAUCGGACACGCCAAGACCCGCACAGAUGUGUGUGACACGUGCUCGAAGCUUAAGAGCGGCGAGAUGUGGGAGUAUCUGAUUCACCACCUGAAGCUGGCCAAGGCUGAGCGCCAGUUUAUGAACGACUGGAUUGAGUUUGGUGGCAAGGCAGGGCACCACGUCAUCAGCUUCGGCAUGGCAGGCACUACUCGCCUCCCGCACAUCCUCGAUCCGACAAAGGCGUUGUACAAUGAAAGCGGCCUGAAAGUGGAGGCGUUCGGUGUGGCGGACUUGGCGCGACGCACACAGAUGAAUUAUGUGUGGCACGAACAAGACUCGCCGAAAGUCCGCGGCGCCAACUUCAUCGCAUCGCUCGUUUACCACCGCCUAGCAUCAAUUGGCAGGCGUGACUUCCUCUACGCCGUGGCCGACAACUGUGGCGCCCAAAACAAGAAUUGGACAUUCUUGUUCUUCUUCGCCGCCUAUGCACACGUGUUCAAGUGCUCCGUGUAUUACCACUUUCUGCUUCAAGGCCACACGGCGGGCCUGCACGACGCCUUCUUCGGCCUGAUCAAGCGAAAGCUCAAGACGGAAGAUGUCUUCACGCCCACACAGUUUAUGGACAUCAUUAAGCGCUCAUCUACAGCCAACAGCGUGACCAACGCGGGCUCCGUCCCUAUCCGCAACCACACCGCCCGCCUCGGGCUUCUGUUUCGCCAGCAGCAGCAGCUCAAGCCAACCAAGUACAAACAUUUCUUCUUUGACAAGGACAGGCUGGGCGUUGUUCGGUACCGCGCGUCGCCGUCCGACGACUGGUCGGAGGUGAACAUGCUUCGACCAGGUGUUGGGCCGCAGCAGUUCCAGGCUGGCAUUUUCACUGAGGCUGAGCUCGUUCCCACCAUCACUCUCUCUGCCAAGCGCCACGAGCAGCUGCAACACAUUAGAGACAACUUCUUUCAUGGCGUGGAGCAUCUCAAGGACGACUACUACCGGCAGAACCCCUGAUUGUGUGCGGCUCUGAGGCCUGCUGGUCUGUGUGUGUGUUGUGUUGAAAGUCGGGUGUGCUCAGCAAAAAAGUCACCAAUCAUGUCACACACAGCUAGCUGCCUUCCAUCCACGCUGCUUUCCCACCAUCACACACUUUCUCCCUGGCUUGCACAGCAUAUAUUCUUCUUGGUCAAUGGUAAUGUGUAAUAGACUUUGAUGCAUCGAUGCAAUCGUCACAACAGACAAGCUGAAC
Molecule: messenger RNA, 2828 nt
Organism: Salpingoeca rosetta
Lineage: Eukaryota; Choanoflagellata; Craspedida; Salpingoecidae
Exons: 5
Coding region: 113-2593 (826 amino acids)
Source: RefSeq, a predicted model, not a curated record